Messenger RNA from Neurospora tetraspora, 1544 nucleotides. RefSeq lists its product as uncharacterized. NCBI's taxonomy places the organism in Eukaryota, Fungi, Ascomycota, Sordariomycetes, Sordariales, Sordariaceae. The record is from RefSeq and is a predicted model, not a curated record. Gene Ontology annotation, molecular function: coenzyme A diphosphatase activity. Gene Ontology annotation, biological process: coenzyme A catabolic process. Bases 48 to 1466 code for a protein of 472 amino acids. The transcript has 3 exons.
CCGCAUAACAUCUCCAAAAGGUAGAGGUACCUCUACGUAGACCGUGUAUGGUGACUUGUUCAGCUACUUCGACGGAGAGGAGUCCCAGUCCCAGUUCUCCCACCCCCUUCUUUUGCGCCCAACCUCCGUCCAAACAGCCGGUUGACACCAUGAGCGCUUCGAUCGAAGUGGGCGCACACACCACCAGCGACGUCCCUCAAGACAGCGAAGAGUUCCAGACCAUUGUUCAGAGUAUCGGGGGCGCACAGGAUCCCGAAAUCCUCUUUCCAUCGUCAACGAGAUCCGCUGAACUGCCAACGGACGAACAAGGGGAGAAUACUACUACAACUGUAGAAGACGGGGAGAGCGCAAAGGACGAAGAGGAGAAGGGUAUCGACGACGAGGCUUCCUAUUAUUGGGAUGCUUCGACCAUGGCACCGCUUAGUUCAGCCUCAGCGGCCGCCAUUGCCCGGUUAAGAGCCUUUAAGCCCCCUCCCUUCCCGCUAUGGGACCGCCUACCACCCAGUCGCCGCGCCGCGGUGCUGUUGCUCUUGUUCGCAGACAAGCGCGGUGAUCUCCGUGUGGUCAUCACUAUGCGCGCCGCGAGCAUGCGCAGCUUCUCUGGACAUGCCGCGCUACCCGGCGGGAAGGCCGAUAGUGUAGAGGAAACGCCAUAUCAAAUUGCCCGCCGCGAAGCCUGGGAAGAAAUCGGCCUCCCCAUGGACGACAACAAGCUCCCUUCGCCCUUCCGCAUCGAACACCUCUGCGACCUACCCAUGAACCUCGCGCGCACCGAGCUAGUCGUCCGUCCCUGCGUUGCCUUUAUGCACGCCGACCGCGGGAAAAAGUCACCAUCACCAACAACCGAUGGCGACAAGGACGCGCCAACAGCGGACGAAUCUCUGAUCCCCCGUCUAAACGCCAAGGAGGUCGCCGCCGUCUUCUCCGCGCCCUUCCACAAUUUUUUGCGAGCCAAUGAUGAGGUUCACAAAAGCGACGACGGAUCCCAAGAAACGCCGCCGCCAGGCAAGUGGUACGAGGGCAGCUGGACGAACUGGCACGAGGAGCAGUGGCGGAUGCACUUCUUUUACGUGCCCGUCAACAACCAGCGGGUGGCCAAACCGGGGUCGCGAAAGCAGUUAAAGGCUGAAGAAAAGGCGUCCAACAAAAGCGUAAUCAACCCGGAAGACGACGAGGACCUGCCGCCGCCGACAGCGGCGCUUGCGCGCGGGGAUGAGGAGGAAAGCGAGCGGUAUAAGGUGUGGGGUAUGACGGCGAGGAUACUGGUGGAUGCGGCGACGGUGGCCUAUGGGGAGGAGCCCGAGUUCGAGCAUAACAGCCAUUUUGGAGACGAGAGGAUGAUUAUGGGAUUGGAUAAGUUGGGUCUGUUGGGGGAGAAGAAGAAGAAGGGGAGUGUGUUUACGCAGGAGGAUCUGAAGAGGGCGAGUGAGGCGGCGAAGAAGGCUAGCGAGGCGUCGAAGAUGUAGAUAGAGGACCGGACCUAAUGACUUGAUGGGGGAAGCAAGGAGUUGGAAUAGACCGUUUGUUAUUCAUUCAUAAGCACG